CGCGGCCCGGGCCAUGGCCGAGGGGCCCUCGGUGGCGGGCGGGCCCCGGCGGCGCCCCAAGGACGUGCCUCGGCACGUGUGGGCCCGCGAGCGGCGGCGGAGCGCGGGCGCCGGCCUGGCGGGGCCCAACACCGUGUACGUGCAGGUGGUGGCGGCCGGCAGCCGCGACGCGGGGGCUGCCGUGUACGUGUUCUCCGAGUUCAACCGGUAUCUGUUCAACUGCGGCGAGGGCACGCAGCGCGCCAUGCAGGAGCACAAGCUGAAGAUCUCCCACCUGGACAGCAUCUUCCUGAGCCGCGUGUCCUGGGCCAACGUCGGGGGGCUGCCGGGGAUGAUCCUCACCCUGAAGGCCAUAGGACUCCAGAGGUGUGUGUUCCUGGGGCCACCAAAGCUGCAAAACUACUUGAAAGCCAUUCGCCUGUUCCCUGGGCCCCUCAAAAGGAUGGACUUAGCUGUGCAGUUGCACACAGAGCCUGAGUACAAGGAUGAGACAAUGACUGUCUACCAGAUCCCUCUGACAGCAAAAUCACUGGCUGCUGGAAGUUCAGCCCCCCAGAGUCCUGGAGCAUCUCCCCAAGGUGGAAAUAGCCCUAAAAGGGACACAGGGCCUGGAUCCCUGAGAGCUGCACAGCAAAGCUUGGAGGAAGGAGAAGAGAGCCCAAAGAAAGCAGGUGAUGAACAGAAGUGUGCAAGGAAGCAUCCUGAGCUGGUGACAGCUUUUCUUUGCAAAGUUCACCCGAGGAAGGGGAAAUUCCUUGCAGCUAAAGCCCAGGAGCUGGGCCUGCCAGUGGGAACUCCAGCCAUCCUUCCCAUCAUUACAGCUCUCAAAAAUGGGGAGAGCGUCACUUUUGAAGGCAAAGAGCUCUUUCCUGAGGAGCUGUGCACCCCCACUGACCCUGGCCCAGUGUUCCUUGUGCUGGAGUGUCCCCACGAGGGCUUUGUGGAUGCUGUCUGUGAAAAUGAGACCUUCCAAAGGUACCAGGAGGGAGUUGCUGAGCACCAGGUGGCCUUGGUUAUUCACAUGACCCCCGAGGCAGUGCUGCAGGACAGCCGCUACCAGCAGUGGAUGCAGAGGUUUGGGCCUGGCACUCAGCACUUGGUGCUCAAUGAAAACUCCUCUGCUGUGCACAACCCACGCAGCUACAAGAUCCAAACUCAGCUGAACCUCAUCCACCCAGAGAUCUUCCCUCUGCUCACCACCUACCAGAGCAAGGAAGCAGAGGCUGUGUGCCCUGUGCCCAUCGUGAGAGGGGAGUGCCUCCUGAAAUACCAUCUCAGGCCACAGCAGGAGUGGCAGAGAGAUGCUGUGACUGUCUGUGAUCCUGAUGAGUUUGUCAGCGAGGCCUUGGAUCUCCCUGACUUCCAGACCCGUGUGAAGGAGUGCAAGGAGAGCCUGUCUGCUGUACCAGGAAAUGUGGGUGCUUAUCCUGAGAUUGUGUUCUUGGGAACGGGAUCUGCGAUCCCAAUGAAAAUCCGCAAUGUCAGUUCCACGCUGCUGAAUACCAGUGCUACCAGGUCCCUGCUCCUGGACUGUGGGGAAGGAACUUUUGGGCAGCUCUGCCGCCACUAUGGAGAGCAAGUGGACCAAGUGCUGUGUAACCUCGUGGCUGUGUUUGUGUCCCACAUGCACACAGAUCACCACUCUGGGCUGGUGAAUAUCCUGAUGGAGCGGCGCAGAGCUUUUGCAGCCCUGGGUCAGGAUUUCAGCCCUCUGUUUCUGGUAGCACCUGAGCAGAUCAUGCCUUGGCUGCACGAGUACCACAACCACUGUGAGGAGAUUCUUGGAGACAUCAAAAUGAUUCCUGCUCAGUCCCUUGUGAAAGGCUGUGAGAACAUCAGACCCAAAGCCAAGGAGUUUGUGAGCUCUCUGUUAGAGAGCUAUGACCUGGCUGAGUUUCAGACCUGUGAAGUCCAGCACUGUAAAAAUGCCUUUGCAUGUUCAGUGAUCCACAAAUCUGGCUGGAAAGUAGUUUAUUCUGGUGAUACAAUGCCCUGCAUGGCCUUAGUGCAAAUGGGUAAAAAUGCCAACCUGCUGAUCCACGAAGCCACGCUGGAAGAUGGGAUGGAAAAAGAAGCUAUAGAGAAGACCCACAGCACAACCUCCCAGGCCAUCCAGACUGGGAUGAAGAUGAAUGCAGAGUUCAUCAUGCUCAAUCACUUCAGCCAGAGGUACGCCAAGAUCCCGCUCUUCAGCGAGGACUUCAGCGACAGGGUCGGCAUUGCCUUUGACCACAUGAGGGUUCGUUUUGGUGACUUCCCGGCCAUCCCAAAGCUGAUCCCGCCCCUGAAGGCUUUGUUUGCAGAUGACAUCGUGGAGAUGGAGGAGAGGAAGGAGAAGAGGGAGAUGAGGCUGCUGAAGGAGACUGCUCUGGUCCUGGACAAGCUCACCAGGGGGGACAGUACAGAAGCAGCGUGCCAGAAAAGGAAACAAACCAAGAACCAUCAGGAACUGCCAGACAAGAAGCUUAAAACAGCCAACUGAGAGGGGCAAGGCUGGGAGUGCUCUGCUCCACAGAGAGAAGCCUGGCUCUGCACAGGCCUGGGCACUGCAUGGUGCUGCCAGCACCACAGGAGGACAGGGGCUGGCCUGGGCACCUGGGUCUGCUUGCUCAUCAUGGAUCUCCCUGGGCUGCAGCUCCAGGGGGCUGUCAGCAGCACUGGUCCUUGUGGAGACAGGAUCUGCCUACAUGGCUCCUUUUGGGGGCUCACCAGUCUGUGGGGCAAUUUUUCUUUUAACCAAAAAUUCUCUCUGAACUGUUUUAAUUUUGGGUUUUAUGCUAUGAGGUAUUGAUAAUGUGACAGCAGCAGGUGUGACCUUUGUAAGAGAUCAGGUGUGAGAGGCCCUGGAGGGGCUGUGGGUUUGCCAGAAGAAGGUGAGCAUGUCUCAGCUGGGUAUGCCCCCCUUCACUAUCAGAACCCAGGUGAUAAGAGGAAAAUUAACAGUAAAAUGGGACCCAAUUGUAGGGGUUUAGGUUAAAUUAGGAGUGAGAAUACAUCUGUACAUCGGUGUUCCCAUUUUAUUUUGGUUUUUCUCUGCUGGUUUUUUAUUCAAAAGAUCAGUUUUCCAAACCCUUUAUUUAGAAUCUGAAUAAACCACUCGCCAUCCUCCAAAAAAGCUGCGUUGUGUAUGGAUCACUAAUGAGGAGACAAAAACCUGAAUUGCUCUGGCAAAUGACCUUGGUUUGGCUGGCUUUGGGGUAAAGACCAAGAUCUUGCCCAUCAGAUCUGGAUCAUGCUGGAGCCUCAUGGCUGUGAGUGUCCUUGAGCAGAUUAUGGCUCUGGAUGCAGGGGACAGGAAAGUGGCACAGCAGGCAGGUCUGUGGUUAGGGGAAGUUUUUCUGAGGCUUUUUGUGGGUCAGCCUUGCUUCUUCCCUUGCUGCUGUUGUCACUGGCUGUGUUUGGAAGUAGGAGGGGAGUUCUGAGCUGUUCCAAUAAAGGAGUUCAUUUUUGGAGGCAA
Messenger RNA from Agelaius phoeniceus (red-winged blackbird), 3457 nucleotides. It is a transcript of the gene ELAC2, whose product is annotated as elaC ribonuclease Z 2. Gene Ontology annotation, biological process: mitochondrial tRNA 3'-end processing. NCBI's taxonomy places the organism in Eukaryota, Metazoa, Chordata, Aves, Passeriformes, Icteridae. Gene Ontology annotation, molecular function: 3'-tRNA processing endoribonuclease activity. The record is from RefSeq and is a predicted model, not a curated record. Gene Ontology annotation, cellular component: mitochondrion.